Nicotiana tabacum (common tobacco) is the source of this 690-nucleotide messenger RNA. Lineage: Eukaryota; Viridiplantae; Streptophyta; Magnoliopsida; Solanales; Solanaceae. The record is from RefSeq and is a predicted model, not a curated record.
AUGCCCCUCAAUGACCAAAUUGAAGAGAUGCCCAGUCAAUCUGUAUUAAACGAGCAAGUAACCACUAGGGCAACGCCGGACCUUCUCAUCAAUACAACCCCUCCAACGGACAUGGAAAUAUGUAAAGGAAAACACACGGAUAAACCUGAAGCUAGAACAAAGGACACAACCAACCCUACAAAGAGGAUGACCUUCCUGGACACCUUGGUAGUGGGUAAUACUGCAAAUAAUGAGCCAGAAGGAAGCCAAGUUACAGUCCAACAAAACAUGAUCUCCUAUGAACAAGAAAAUGAAACUAAUAACUACCCUAACCCGGAGUUUUUCAUCCUCAUUACCUCAUCGGAUAAGGAACGUAUAUACAAGAACUGGACCAACGCUCUUAUUAUCAAAAUGCUCGGCAAGAGAGUUGGUUACCAAUUUCUCCAAAAAAAGCUUCGCGCAAUAUGGAAACCAACUGAAACCCUAUCCCUAGUGGACCUAGGACGUGACUACUACUUAAUAAAAUUUGCUAAAGAGGAAAAUUAUAACAAGACACUUCAUGAAGGACCAUGGUUCAUAGGGAACCAAUCUCUCACAGUAAGAAAAUGGGAGCCUAGAUUCGUAGCUUCCAAAGCUGCAUUAACUUACUCAGCCAUAUGGGCAAGACUCCCGGAAUUAUCCACUGAAUUCUACGACUACGAUAUUCUUUAA